Molecule: messenger RNA, 561 nt
Organism: Malaclemys terrapin pileata
Lineage: Eukaryota; Metazoa; Chordata; Testudines; Emydidae
Product: C-type lectin domain family 2 member L-like
Exons: 5
Coding region: 1-561 (186 amino acids)
Source: RefSeq, a predicted model, not a curated record
AUGGAAACUUCAGAACCCGUACCACCAAAAAAGAGAAUCAACCUUCUGCUGGUAGCAUCUGGCUCAGGCCUCUGCUCACACCUCUGGUUCUGGAGACGGGUUGCUGGAAUUUUGAUUGCUGUUUCUGCGAUUGUCCUCUUGAUGUGGUUUAGCUUGCGUCUUCCCAGAUUGCCUCACCAGGAGCCAUGCCAUGAUGACUGGCUAUACUACAGAAAGAAAUGUUAUUACCUCUCAGAAGAUCAAGCAGACUGGGACUCCAGUCAGAGCUUCUGCUCUGCACAUGGGGCUUCUCUUGCUGUGAUUGAAAGCCAACAAGAAAUGAAUUUCAUAAUGAAUCGAAUGCGCACAAGAGACUCUUGGAUUGGGCUGCGCAAGAAAGGAGCCAAGUUCUACUGGGUGAAUGGAGAGACACUUAAUACGAGUCUAUUUCCUGUACACCUAUCAGGUCAUGAAGAAUGUGCCCACACAGAUUCAAUCUCCAUUUCUACAUCAGAGUGCAGGUUACUCAGGAAUUGGCUCUGCAGUGUGGGUCUGCCUCAGUCCAGCACACUUUCUCCAUAG